AUGCCCGCUCGAGUACCUCGUUUGUCCCUACAUAAAACCAAGCUACAACAAGGUCAGCAAAAGACCAUCGGACGACCCCAACAACACAUCACGCUCAAGCGCCUCAUCCUCCUCUCAGCAGCAACGCUAACUCGCCAGACCUACACCUCGGCGAUCAACGACUCCGCCGCAACCCCUCGCCUCCUCGCCCGCCAAUGGACCAACUCCAGCCGCACUGCCAUCACCAGCGCCUCCGCCACCUCCACCACCUGCCUUGACGUGACCCUCACCAGCCCCAUUUUCACGUUCCCGACCCACACCCCCACCGGCUUCCCGAGCACAGUAGACCUCGACUUCGCCUUCAACGCCGACUACGUGGCCCUCGUCUUCCCCACCCCGAGCGCCGCCGCCGACAUCAUCAACACCGUCUACGGCCAAGUCCGCGGCGCCGCGUGCGACUGA
Saxophila tyrrhenica is the source of this 441-nucleotide messenger RNA. RefSeq lists its product as uncharacterized. Lineage: Eukaryota; Fungi; Ascomycota; Dothideomycetes; Mycosphaerellales; Extremaceae. The coding region runs from base 1 to 441 and encodes 146 amino acids. The transcript has a single exon. The record is from RefSeq and is a predicted model, not a curated record.